CAAUCCGGAGCUCCUCGACCUUGUCCGCGCUAGGAAGAAGGCCUCGGGUGUUGCGGCUGAGCCAAAACUCGCUUACGAGGCCUCCAAGUCGGCCGAGCUGUGGCAUGCCAUCGAUGACUGGAGGGAGGACAUGUGCGAGCGUGGGCAUGCCGAGUGUUCGAUGGGGCCCGAGUGCUUCCUGCCGACGUACAUCGUGGACAAGAUGGCGAUCCUGAAGCGCGAUAACAUGCAGCAACACGCGAGGAAGUUGCUGAAGUCCCAGUGGCUGUUUUGGGACAAAUUUGGUCAGCAACUUGUCGAUUACGUGGUUGACCAGAGCUCCCACCAUCACGACGACGACGCCUCCCUUCCCAUUCCCCCUACGCAGAUCCCGUCCGCCGACCUCUCAGCAUGCACGGAACCAGUCGAUCAACCGCCCCAAAGCACCGUCUCCGCUCCCGACGCGCUGAGGUCCGGUAGAGGCGGGACUGCUCCAGCGAACACCCGCAAACGCGCCGGCACGAAGACUGCCAAUGACCCAGCGAAACCGAAGAGGAAGCGGGGAGCGCCGAAGCCUCGUGAGGUGCCGCACGUCGCUGGAGAAGGUGUGUCGGCGAGCGAAGCGGCUUCAUCUACGAAGCGCGGACGGAUGCGUGGAGGCCCUAUCGACGAUAUGCGCGGCACCAAGAAACAAAAGGUGGCAGAAGAGGGUGCCGCGCCCUCUAGGGCAGUUGGGGGCCGUAUGAAUGAGGUCCUGCAGCCCCCAACUGCUGCCACCUCGAACGCGCAGCAGGAAUCAUUGGCGGGUGGCCCGCCUACUGCUCGCCCAAUCGCUCCCGCCCCCGAUCGUUGCUCCACCGGCGCACAAGCAGCCAUGCAUGACGGGCUUGCGGUACCUUACGCACGAGCUCAUCCUCCGCCGCCUCUUGCGGCGCAUGUCCGCGACGACGCCGACUCUCAUGCAGCGCGGGCCGCCGCCUACCGCUUUUCGGGAUACCCAUCAGCAUCACAAUUCCUCCGUGCUCAUGUCGAACGCGACCAGAGCGACGGUCCCGCGGAUCUGCGUCCCCGACGAGAAGCUUACCCGCCCCCUACUUGGCAACAAAGCUCAACGCCGUCCAUGAGCACAUUCCACCACUCCAGUACAUCUCAACACGCUCUCCCUACGCCCCCUUCGUCAGCUCACCGGCAGUCUCUAGCUCGCGGCACGCAGCUAGGGACACUUGUGACACCUGUGUCGCAGCGCGAAUAUAUGGCCUCCCCGGACACCUCUCAUCAUCACGCACCACCUUAUUUUACGGACCGGCCAACAUCGUCAACACUCGAGCACCAUCGCCCUCCGCCACCAUCUGCAUCUUCGCGAGGCGGAUGGUAUACGCGUCCGUCCGCGGCGCCGUCGAGUUUGGCCAUGACGGCUUUCUUCGAACAGCCCGUCAUGCAGAUCGUCGAUUACGCACCCGCUCACGGUGCUUCACUCAAACUCGACGCCGUCACUUUAGCGAGCAAGUGCAUCGUUAGCCAGCUCGGUGGCGCAUGCUGGAUAGACCAGACAAUGGUGUCCGGCAAGGUGCGUGUCGUGCUCAGCCAUGGGCAGACCCGUAUUGUCGAUGUCGUCCAGCGCGCCACCGUCAUUUGUGCAUGCGCCCGGGGUUUGCACGGCUCCCGCUCUGUCUCGUAG
Schizophyllum commune H4-8 is the source of this 1657-nucleotide messenger RNA. RefSeq lists its product as uncharacterized. The record is from RefSeq and is a predicted model, not a curated record. Lineage: Eukaryota; Fungi; Basidiomycota; Agaricomycetes; Agaricales; Schizophyllaceae. The annotation marks the transcript as partial. The transcript has 2 exons.